GUAUUGUGUUAUCUUAGUGUGUAGGUUCCUUAAAAUUAGAAUUAAAGGUUUAGAGUGGUAAAUGUGGCUUUAUUAAUAUGGAACUUUCGCAAAUGAUCACCAAAUUAAUCAUAUAUGACCUAAUUCUUAAAACUAUUGUUAUUAUGGACACCAAACAGUAAAUUUUACAAGUAAAGAGACAAAUCAUAGUCAGUGUUAUCAACAAUAUACCAGGAUACAUCUUUCCAGAAUUUGCUAGGACAGCUGUUGUUUCUACAUUCACACGGUAAACAAAAUAAAUAUUUAGGAUAAUAUCGAGGCUGUAUGAUUUUAAAAGAAACUUCUCUAUAAGAGGGAGAUAUUUCCCAAGUAUUUCUUUUAAAUAUUCCCCCCCCCUUUUUUCACCAAUUUCCUGAAAAGUUCAAAUGAAAUGUGUGAAAAUUAUUUAAUUGGUCAUACCUUCUAAAAACUCAGUUGCCCAAAACAACGUGAGGAUGAACAUGUUUUUUUUUCUUUUGUUUUGAUCCUUAUAAUACAACUUUUUUUUGAAAAAUAUGUACAAUUCUAUGUAUCUUAAUUGUACUGCAUUCAUUUAUAUUUCAUUAAUGGGGUGUCUUUCAUAUGAGAGUGUCCUUACAGAGUCCUUGAGUAAAUGGUUGUUAAUCCAGUUUAACAACCCUUCACACCUGGGCUCACCUGGCCUCACCAAAAGUUAGAACUGAAGGAGCCUCUUGGAUGAGAGGUGAAAGUCCAGUUCCCCAUACAGCACUUAGAUUAAGUUAAGGUUAAAAAAUAAUAAGAAUAAUAAUAAAGAAUAAAAACAUGUUCAUCCUCCACUGUUUUUCUCCUGUUGGUCUAUACAUUAUGACCUAUUGCUCUUGUCAAAAAAUGCUCAGAUUUAUACUCUUAGUCUUCAAAACGUUCACCCUCGGGCGUGACUGGACCCUCAGUACUUCUAAAAAAAAAAAAAUCCAGUCCACACCCCUGACACCAUCAGAACCGGGUCGGAGGUGUUCCCGAUCAGACCGUGCAGUGAUCAGCAGUCAUGGUCACUCAGACCCUCCUCGGCUCGUCCUAUCCGCGGCGGCUCUCCCGAGCUGUGUGACUCGCUCACGGCCGCUCCUCAUUGGCUGCCGGCGGACUGGAGCAGGUCGCUCUCCUCGGUGCUGAAAUCGCUGCUCGUCGUGAUCAUGUAAACGGCGAUGAGGCCAAAAAACGGAGCGUCUGUCAGGAAACACCAAAAUGGACGAUGAUCUGUUCCAACUGAGACAGCUGCCUGUUGUUCGCUUCCGUCGCACAGGUGAGAGCACGCGCUCGGAGGACGAUGGCGAGAACAGAGAACAGGUCAUCAGGAUUGCCGAGCAGACUGAUCAGGAGUCUGUGGCGCUCGCAGACGGAGCCCCGGUUCCUCGGGAGUUUGCAAAUCCAACUGAUGACACAUUCAUGGUGGAAGAUGCCGUAGAGGCCAUCGGCUUCGGGACGUUUCAGUGGAAGCUCUCCAUCCUCACCGGGCUGUCAUGGAUGGCCGACGCCAUGGAGAUGAUGAUCCUCAGCAUCUUGGCCCCACAGCUCCACUGCGAGUGGAGGCUGCCCAGCCUGGAGGUGGCACUGCUCACAUCGGCCGUGUUUAUCGGGAUGAUGAUCAGCUCUUCUCUGUGGGGAAACAUAUCUGACAAAUAUGGCAGGAAGACAGGUCUCAAGAUGAGCGUCCUGUGGACUAUGUUCUACGGCCUGAUGAGUGCAUUUGCACCUGUUUAUGGGUGGAUCCUCGUCCUCCGUGCACUGGUGGGCUUUGGCAUCGGAGGAGCCCCGCAGUCGGUGACGCUGUAUGCUGAAUUUCUGCCCAUGAAGUCCAGAGCUACAUGCAUCCUGUUGAUUGAGAUAUUUUGGGCGCUGGGCACCGUGUUUGAGGUCCUCUUAGCGAUCCUGGUGAUGCCCACUCUGGGCUGGCGUUGGCUGCUCGGCCUCUCUACCAUUCCUCUCUUCAUCUUCGCCUUCUUCUGUUUUUGGCUUCCAGAGAGCGCUCGAUACGACGUGCUGACGGGGAACCAGGAGAAAGCUCUGGCCACACUGAAGCGCAUCGCGACAGAGAACGGAGCACCGAUGCCUCUGGGAAAACUUAUCGCUGCCCGGCAGGAGGAUCGGGGGAAGAUUAAAGACCUGUUUUCAUCACACUUUCGCUGGACCACAGUCCUGCUGUGGUUCAUUUGGUUUGCGAAUGCCUUCUCCUACUACGGCCUGGUGCUGCUCACCACCGAGCUGUUCCAGGAGGGGGGUGCGUGUGGAAUGUCCAAAGGCAAUAAGAGGGAGCUCCGCUGCAGCUUGGAGUGUAAAUAUCUGAACUCUGAUGACUACAAAGACCUGCUGUGGACCACCUUGUCUGAAUUCCCAGGGCUGCUGGUGACCCUGUGGGCUAUCGAUCGGCUGGGAAGGAGGAAGACCAUGGCGCUGUGUUUCUUCAUCUUCUCUAUGUGCAUCAUUCCACUCUAUGGUUGUGUUGGGAGAACAUCCAUGACAGUGUUGAUAUUCAUCGCGAGAGCUUUCAUCGCAGGCGGAUUUCAGGCUGCCUACGUGUAUACGCCAGAGGUGUAUCCAACAGCGACCAGGGCUUUAGGUCUGGGAACCAGCAGUGGAAUGGCCAGAGUUGGUGCCCUCAUUACACCUUUUGUUGCACAGGUGAUGUUGGAGUCGUCUGUGUACCUCGCUCUGUCGGUCUACUGCUGCUGCUGCCUUCUAGCCGCCAUCGCCUCCUGCGCACUCCCGAUUGAGACAACAGGCCGAGGCCUGCAGGAGUCCAGUCACCGCGAGUGGGGCCAGGAGAUGGUGGGCCGGGCCUCCACCCCCGGCUCAGGGAGGAUCCCUCAGUCCAGCUCCGGCUCCCAGGGUUGAGAACACAUUGGCUGGAGUCCAACCGAGAGAGGCGACCACGGCGAGGAAAAGAGGAAAGAAGGGACAAAAAAAAAAAAGAAGCUGGAGGAGCUUUCUGUGUCCAUCCCCUGUCCCAUCCAAAGACUCUUCAGUUUAGUCACCACAGUGGCUUCAGAGAGCCAGGCAGCACAGUAUUAUCUACUAUUAUUAUAAUAUAGUCUUCAAACACCAUCGCUGUCACAUUUUUGCCACUGAAUAAAUGCACACGGGGUGAUUGCUACAACCAAAUGACCUAC
This is a messenger RNA of Acanthopagrus latus (yellowfin seabream), 3143 nucleotides long. RefSeq names its product SV2 related protein a (gene svopa). Lineage: Eukaryota; Metazoa; Chordata; Actinopteri; Spariformes; Sparidae. Gene Ontology annotation, cellular component: membrane. Gene Ontology annotation, biological process: transmembrane transport. Gene Ontology annotation, molecular function: transmembrane transporter activity. Bases 1222 to 2868 code for a protein of 548 amino acids. The transcript is spliced from 16 exons. The record is from RefSeq and is a predicted model, not a curated record.